AUGUAUUCCAUGCUGAAAUACAAUCAAGACAACAAGAUCACAAUAGAAUGGGACAACAUUCAAGACAAAUUUCCAAAGUGUUGUGGAACGCACGGACCCAACGACUGGAAGAUAAUUCUCAUUGACCCUCUUCCGGUCAGCUGCUGCACUUGGAGGAUUCCAAACUGCACUCACUUCGAUUCCCCUUACUUGCGAAAAACAGGUUGCUAUGAGAACGUAGUGUGCGUUUACGACUUGUGGGAAGCUACUGCCGGACUGGCAGCGGCAUUAGUUGUUUAUCAGGCAACAAACUUAAGUAAAGAGAGUUCGAGGAGAAAUCGAAAAGUCGUGAGAGAUAAAUCUUUAGUCGAGGACGAAAUUGAAAGUGAAGAGGAACGCACUGAAUUGGAAGAAGAGACUCUGUCGUCGCUCAUUUGGUCGGGACUGAGGAAACUGAGGGAGGCGAGCAAGAAGGCGAUAUUCGGGGAGGAGUCGACUGGUAACGUGAUAGAGAGCAUGGAUGACGGAGCUAACGAAUUAUUGGAGCAGGAAUGUGAAAUGGAAUUUGUGGGGUCGGAAAAUCCCCGUUUACAAGAUAAUUUAAGAGUGAAAGGAAAGAAGAAGAAGAAGAAAAUAGAAGUUAAAAGAGUGAUGGCUACUCCUCGGAGGCCUCUUCAUCCGCAAAUGCAUACAGCACGAGCUGGCUCUGAAUCUAGUGUCAAGAGAUAUGGAAGUGUUGCAAAACUGUAUGAUUUAGAGGAGGUCGGUGGUGUACGGAGUGAGAAGAGAGGAAGAUCGUCGGAACCAGAUUGGGAGUUGGAGCCGUAUGCAGUCAGCAUCUGCCGUCGAUUAGACGGUAGUGAGUGGAAGAUUGGUCAGGGAGGAUUCAGUAAGGUUUUCAAAGCUCUCAAAGAUGGAGUCGACGAGGUGGCAUUAAAAAUAAUUUAUAUAGCAGGAAGCGCGAUCGCACAGAAACAACUUUUUUGUGCAGAGAUCGAUCUCAUCAGUAAGCUCAGGCAGAGACACAUCGUUCAGUUUUACGUCGCAUGCACUCAACUCGACUGCUUCUAUACGAUAACUGAACUAAUGGAUUGUGACUUGUUUUCGGUCCUUCGCGGUACAGACUUUGCUUCGUACAUGUGGACUGGUCGACACGGUCGUAAGGUCAUGCGAGCUAUAGCAUCUGGGAUUAAAUAUCUGCGUUCCCAUUCUCCUGAUGUGUUUCAUCGUGAUUUAAAGAGUCCCAAUAUCUUUUUGCUAGAUGGUGUAGUAAAAUUCGGAGACAUAGGACUCGCUCGGACUAAGAUGCAGACACUCAUGACUCCACAGCCCGGAUUCACGCCCAUCUGGUCUGCACCGAAAGUGAUAUAUCGAGAAAGGGCUGGCGAAAGGGUUCAAAUCUGGAGUAUUGAUGUUAUUCUGUGGGAAGUGGUGACUGGCAAGAUUCCUCAGAUUGGUGAGAUGCGAUUGUCUCCAUCAACUGCCACUGGGACAUCUAUUGCUGGUUUCAAGACAUUUUGUACACAUGUUUUCACGUUAGGAUAG
Molecule: messenger RNA, 1524 nt
Organism: Corticium candelabrum
Lineage: Eukaryota; Metazoa; Porifera; Homoscleromorpha; Homosclerophorida; Plakinidae
Product: mitogen-activated protein kinase kinase kinase 13-like
Exons: 5
Coding region: 1-1524 (507 amino acids)
Biological process (GO): protein phosphorylation; signal transduction
Cellular component (GO): membrane; cytoplasm
Molecular function (GO): ATP binding; protein kinase activity
Source: RefSeq, a predicted model, not a curated record